Molecule: messenger RNA, 1537 nt
Organism: Durio zibethinus
Lineage: Eukaryota; Viridiplantae; Streptophyta; Magnoliopsida; Malvales; Malvaceae
Product: beta-ureidopropionase
Molecular function (GO): beta-ureidopropionase activity
Source: RefSeq, a predicted model, not a curated record
GUUAGCUCAUUAUUUUAAGAAAGAACAGCAGCCUUUUUCCUACGUUAGCUCAUUUACUAACAAACUCUCUUUGUCCAAAGCAGAUGGAUAAGAAUUGAGGAAGAAAAAGGAAACUCAGAGAUGGAGAAAAGUGAAGGAAUUGAGGGAGAAAAUGGAAUUACAGAAGAGAAGCAGGGCUUUAAGGAUGGAUCAAUUUGUGGAUAUGACUCACUUCACCGCCUCUUGAGCGCAAAUCUCAAACCUCAAAUCUUCCAGGAAGUCAGCCGGUUGAUUCUGGGGCUGAAUUGUGGAAGAGCACUUGAAACUAUUGUUCUUCCUGAAUCAGCUAAAGCCCUCUCUUCAAAACAUGAUUUUGAGCUCCAGGCUUUCAGCUUUUCUGCUGACAAAGAGUUGUUGAGAGAACCUCGACUAGUAAGGGUUGGUCUUAUUCAGAAUUCCAUAGCUCUUCCAACUACUGCUCCCUUUUUGGACCAGAAAAAAGCUAUCUUUGAGAAAUUGGGACCAAUAAUUGAUGCUGCAGGUGCUUCAGGAGUCAACAUACUAUGCUUGCAGGAAGCAUGGUUGAUGCCAUUUGCCUUCUGUACACGGGAAAAGAGGUGGUGUGAAUUUGCGGAGCCUGUUAAUGGGGAAUCUACACAGUUUCUUCAGGAAUUCGCACACAAGUAUAACAUGGUCAUUAUAAGCCCAAUUCUUGAGAGGGAUGUAAAUCACGGAGAGACUCUUUGGAAUACUGCUAUUAUAAUUGGAAAUCAUGGCAACGUAGUAGGCAAGCAUCGUAAGAACCAUAUUCCUAGAGUUGGGGACUUCAAUGAGAGUACAUAUUAUAUGGAAGGAAAUACUGGGCAUCCUGUUUUUGAGACUGCUUUUGGGAAGAUUGCUGUCAACAUAUGUUAUGGAAGGCACCAUCCUUUGAAUUGGCUAGCUUUUGGUUUGAAUGGUGCAGAGAUUGUUUUCAACCCAUCGGCCACAGUUGGUGAACUUAGUGAACCAAUGUGGCCCAUAGAGGCACGUAAUGCUGCAAUAGCAAAUAGUUACUUUGUUGGGUCAAUCAAUCGUGUAGGGACUGAGAUUUUCCCAAACCCAUUCACUUCAGGGGAUGGAAAGCCACAACAUCCAGAUUUUGGGCAUUUCUAUGGAUCUAGUCAUUUUUCAGCACCAGAUGCUGCCUGCACACCAUCACUCUCCCGUUUUAAAGAUGGGCUGCUGAUCUCGGACAUGGAUCUUAACCUCUGUAGGCAGCUGAAAGACAAAUGGGGAUUCCGAAUGACUGCAAGAUACGAGUUAUAUGCAGAUAUGCUUGCCCGCUAUCUGAAACCAGACUUUGAACCGCAAGUUAUCUCUGAUCCCUUGUUACAUAAGAAGUCUUCUUAAGUUUCAGGUACUAGUUUUAUCUCAGAAUUUAAGAGAAUAAAUGAAGCUGAAAACUGAAACUGUAUCCAAACAACGUAUUGAAUUAUCAAUGCAGAAUAAGAUCUUUGUAUUUGUAAGUACUUGUGUCCUUUUUUCUGUCUUCAAUGGAUUUAGCAAUUUCUGACAA